Messenger RNA from Conger conger (European conger), 1868 nucleotides. RefSeq names its product protein sprouty homolog 3. The coding region runs from base 634 to 1521 and encodes 295 amino acids. Gene Ontology annotation, cellular component: membrane; cytosol. The transcript is spliced from 2 exons. Gene Ontology annotation, biological process: negative regulation of fibroblast growth factor receptor signaling pathway; animal organ development; negative regulation of MAP kinase activity. Lineage: Eukaryota; Metazoa; Chordata; Actinopteri; Anguilliformes; Congridae. The record is from RefSeq and is a predicted model, not a curated record.
GGGGGAGAGCAUCUAGUGCUCAUUCUGCUUUUACUGAGAGGAGAGAAACUACAGAUCACAACUCCCAUCUCUCAUCACUGCAGGAAGUGCUUCAUGCUGUUAUUUAAAUUUUUUGCACCGUGUUUAAAUGCAUUUUUCACGCUGUUGUUUAACACUUUUUCACGCCAUUGAUUUAAGUUUUUUUUCUCGCGUUCUGCCUGAUCUGUGGGGCAGGACCUUGCUGUAAUAUCCGGAUAUAUUUACUCAACACUCUUCCUCUGCCUGGCGCUGUGUGCUGAACGCACCAGUCUUUUUGUUGGUUAGUUUGAUGAGAUUUGAGCUGCAGCCCGGCCGGGGCACUCUGAGUCCAGCGGUCGCUGUCCUGCUUGGAUUGUCUGCAUGCACGGGACGCUUCUGAAGCCCCUCUGACCGGGCGGAAGGGUCGCUUCCACGCACGGGACGCGUUAAAAACCCCUCUCACGCAGCCAGGGGUGUAAAAACCCCCUCUCACGCAGCCAGGGGUGGACUGACAGCGCGAGGCAUCGACACUCCAUCAGCAUGGGUCUGUGCACCUUCAGAGGUGUCUCUGAUGUGCCCUGAAGUGUUUGCGCCCCGCACCCCGGCCCCCUCCCUCCCGGCGCCCCCCCAGGCAGGAUGGACCUGGCACCCUCCCGCAGGGCAGAGCCGGACCUGGCACCCUCCCGCAGGGCAGAGCCGGACGUGCUCGACCUCCAGCAGGUGCCGGUCCUGUCCAUCGACCAAAUCCGGGCCAUCAGGGCCAGCAAUGACUACGUGGAGCGCCCCCUAGUGGCUGAGCCCGGCGCGCAGACCGGGCUGUUCUUCAUCCAGGAGGAGCGGCAUCAUCACGGCAGGAGGAUCCCACGCAGCCAGAGCCUCCACCACCAAGCCCACCUGGCGCAGGUGAGCCAGUCCAGCACCGUCGCCUCCCUGUCCCGCAGCAGCACCGCCUCGGACCAGCGCCUCCUGUCCGGCCCGGGCCGGUCCGCCUCCGGCCCGCCGCCCGUGCGCAGCCAGCCCAAGCCGCAGCUGAAGCCCGACGCGCUGGGCAAGCGGCUGUCGGAGGCCGGGAGCCUGAGCCGCCACCUGCUGAUCUGCGAGCGCUGCGGCCGCUGCAAGUGCCAGGAGUGCGGGGCGGCGCGGAGCCUGCCGUCCUGCUGGCUGUGCGACCAGCGCUGCCUGUGCUCGGCGGACAGCGCCCUGGAGACCGCGACCUGCCUGUGCUGCGUCAAGGGCCUGUUCUACCACUGCUCCGCCGACGACGAGGACAACUGCGCCGACCGGCCCUGCUCCUGCGGCCCGGCCCACCGCUGCUCCCGCUGGGCCGCCAUGGCGCUGCUGUCCCUCUGCCUGCCCUGCCUGUGCUGCUACCCGCCCGCCAAGCUGUGCCUGAGCGCCUGCCAGCGGGCCUACGACCGCGCCGCCCGGCCCGGCUGCAGGUGCAGCAACUCCAACACCGUCUGCCGCAAGAUCUCCGCCAACAACCCCGCGCCCUUCCCCAAGUCCCUGGAGAAGCCGGUAUGACCGAACGGGCCCCGCCUUGCCCCGUCCUUGCCCCCGAAGCAGAAUCCCUUUCCGCGUUUCCAGAGGAGGGACCAAAGCUUUUUGAUGUCCAGAUUGACGCCGUCGCACCGACCCCCCAUACCUGUGCCAUUUCCCGGAAAUACUGCUCCAUUAGCGUCUACUUAUGCCACUUAUUUAUUUCACCUCUUUCUGCAAGGCCAGCAGAACGGACGGGCAGGACGGAUCAGGUUCCCCAGUAAGCUGAUGAGGAAACGGAAUAAAACCCCCACAUGACCAGUCGACAGGGUUUCUAUUUAUUACCCUCAGGCAGGUGUGCAGCAGCCCUGCUGAUGGGGGGUGUGGGGGGG